This is a messenger RNA of Saprolegnia diclina VS20, 450 nucleotides long. RefSeq lists its product as hypothetical. The transcript is spliced from 2 exons. The record is from RefSeq and is a predicted model, not a curated record. NCBI's taxonomy places the organism in Eukaryota, Oomycota, Saprolegniomycetes, Saprolegniales, Saprolegniaceae. Bases 1 to 450 code for a protein of 149 amino acids.
AUGGAGACAAGCCCCGAGAAGACGACGCUCCUGCUCCCGCCGUCGGCCAUCUCGACGAGCUUCUACCUCGACCAAUGGUCUUUCGAAUACGAUACUAUUGCCUGUGGACUAAAGCUCGGCGCGCGCUACUACGUCUACGACUUUGCACAUUUCGCGAUCGAUACCGUCGGGUCGGCUUCGGCGCUAGUGCCGACGUCUGCUUCGCCACCAGGAACGUUUGCGACGCUGCUCUACUUUAUGCCGUCCGACUGCACUGGCGGUGCCGUGACCGUCACGUACGACGAUCGGACGACGACGUACGAGACUCUCAGCGGGCACUCGGUGGUCUUCUUCAACACGUGCCACGUCUCGGUCGCACCGAUCACAUCGGGCACCCGCGGCGUCUUUGUGCAUCAUGUGAGCCACGAGGACUAUGACAGCGACUACACUGCCAUCCAAGGCCGAUAUUGA